GGCCACUCCAAGGCCUCGAUCUUCCACGGUGCAGAUGAGUACCUUGAGGUGCUGAAGCGCAAGUACGAAGCCGAACUCAGAUCGGAAAAUGACCACGAGAUCGCAGCUUUGAAGAACGCCCUUCCAGGCGAAGGGGACGCAGUAGGCGCUGCACCCAGCAACGACAAGAUGCUCUCGGUCCAGAAGAACAACGAGAACCGGAGUCCGAAGACCAACGCUCUUCCCCACUUCGAAGAAGCCGGAUCCCAAGCCGCAGAAUCUGGCAUUCCUCUUCACCAAGAUCACUCCAGAUCCUGUUCUGAUAUGGCAGUUUUUUGA
Messenger RNA from Symbiodinium pilosum, 318 nucleotides. The record is from the annotation of a GenBank genome assembly. Lineage: Eukaryota; Dinophyceae; Suessiales; Symbiodiniaceae.